ACUUUGUAAUACUUUUAUAUUAUUCAAUUGGUGAUGCGAGUGGUAGUUGGUACUUUUUUAUCAUAUUUAUAAUUGUUGGUGUCAUCAUGGCUGCUACGACAUUAGUAUGGUCAAUAUUUGUACUCGGCAAUUUCGACAUGGGACUAAAAGAUAUCAUUUAUAAACCACGUGAACAAACAGACGAUGGUUUUUUAAAUGAAUCUCAACGCAAACGAAUUUCUAUUGAAGAUUGA
Molecule: messenger RNA, 233 nt
Organism: Racocetra persica
Lineage: Eukaryota; Fungi; Glomeromycota; Glomeromycetes; Diversisporales; Gigasporaceae
Source: the annotation of a GenBank genome assembly